Synchiropus splendidus (mandarinfish) is the source of this 3260-nucleotide messenger RNA. It is a transcript of the gene e2f8, whose product is annotated as E2F transcription factor 8. The record is from RefSeq and is a predicted model, not a curated record. Gene Ontology annotation, cellular component: RNA polymerase II transcription regulator complex. Gene Ontology annotation, molecular function: DNA-binding transcription factor activity, RNA polymerase II-specific; RNA polymerase II cis-regulatory region sequence-specific DNA binding. Bases 295 to 2862 code for a protein of 855 amino acids. Gene Ontology annotation, biological process: regulation of transcription by RNA polymerase II. Lineage: Eukaryota; Metazoa; Chordata; Actinopteri; Syngnathiformes; Callionymidae. The transcript has 13 exons.
GUAUAGUCGUCCAUGCCCGGGUUACUCACAAGCGCUACAAGUUAACCUUUGCUCAGGACGCCGGUUCUAAUUCGAUCACUUUAACCACGGGAUUUGAUUUGGAUUUAUGUGUUUAAUGAAACCCACCGCUAACACUCGAAUACUCGGCGGAUAUUGUGGGGUUCUUCAGCGUACUGUUGAGAAAUGCGGUGAUUCCGCCGAGUGAUGCUCACAUUGCUUUCUGGGAAAAGCGCUACGUCCUCCCAUGGUCCAGUGUUUAAUUCACUGUAGAGUAGAUGGUGUUUAAGUCUCACCAUGGGUCCUGACACUACGCCACAAAAAGGAAGAGAGGUGGGCUCUGCUGAACCCUGGACGCCGACCUGCAAUCUGAAAAUGCUGAUCAGUGCUGCAAGUCCCGACAUUAGGAACCGAGAAAAGGAGCUUUGCCCUGACCCUGAUGAACUUGAUGAUCCAGACCUCACCCAAGACAGUAAAAAUGAAGAGGAGUCAAAGAAAAUUGUCAGCAGGAAAGAAAAGAGUCUGGGUUUGCUGUGUCACAAAUUCCUUACACGUUUCACGGAUUGCAAGAACAUGGGCAAGAACAUCAGCCUGGACGACGUUUCAGCUGAGCUCAAUGUGGGACGCCGGCGCAUUUACGACAUCAUGAAUGUGUUUGAGAGCCUGCACAUGGUGAGCCGUUCCGCGAAGAACAGCUACACCUGGCACGGUCGUGCCAAUCUGCCUCAUACCCUGGCCCUGUUGAAGAAGGUGGGCGAGGAGCACAAGUACGAGCAACAGAUGCAGCAGAUCCUGAAAGGUCUGCCGAGCUCUGUGGUCAACCAGGAGGAAGAGAAGGAGAACAAGGAGGACCGGGACGUUCUGGAGCCAGAACAGAAGGAGCUGUUCUUUGUGGAACUUCCGGGAGUGGAGUUCAAAGCAGCGUCUGUCAACAGUCGGAAGGACAAAUCUCUUCGUGUGAUGAGCCAGAAGUUUGUCAUGCUCUUCCUGGUGUCAACGUCACGCAUGAUCAGUCUGGAUUUAGCCGCCAAGAUCUUGAUUGGGGAGCACCAAUUCGGAGAUCAAGAUAGAAGCAAAGUCAAAACCAAAGUGCGGCGACUGUACGACAUAGCUAAUGUGCUGCGGAGCCUAAAACUGAUUGAGAAGGUGCCUGUAAUGGAGGAGGGCGUGAAGAAAACAGGUUUCAGAUGGACCGGACCAGAAGAGUUCAUCACUGUCAAAGACUCUCCAAGUUCCUCUCCUCAGAAUGAACGAAAGCCCACAAACCCGAGACCACAGUCCUCACUAGACCACUGUAUCAAGAAUCUUUUUCCAUCACCCGGGACUAAGCGGGGAUUCACCCGCCACCCAUCCCUCAUAAAGCUAGCCAAACGCAUUCAUGAUGACCGCCGCAAGAUCAACUCCGCCCCCAGCAGUCCUGCGAAGAGUGACUCCAGAAAUACAGACCUCCCAAACAAAAUGGCCCAACUAGCUGCUAUCUGUAAAAUAGAACUGGACCAGUCGAAGAGCAGCGAGACUCUUUCAGAGCUCUGUACCGGAGACAAUUCUGAAUCAACUGUUCCCAGUUCAAGUGAGCCUGUCUUGAUCUCGACUGGAGACCAUCAAGUGAACAGAAAUGCGCAGGUCACACCCAGCACCCCGCUGCCUGGCCAAGCCCCUGGAGCCGUCACCCUCAUCCCUGCACACUGCUCACCACUGAUCCCGGUUCUGAUGCCUCAGCAGCAGGGCAGGGGGCCGUACACCGUCUACGUAUCAUCUAGCUCACUCAAACCGAACCCGCUUGCCCGACCUCAGCCCACCAGCCUGGCGGUCCGUUCCAUGACCUUCGAGGACAAGACUGGCCAGAGCCCUUUGGCUGCCAAGUUCAUGUCUGCUGUGUUAGACUCCAGUCCUGGAUCUCUUAAACGUCUGAGGCCUGAGUCCUCUUCAGAGACCAGCCCCUCCAAACUCAAGAGGGCAGACUCCAACUUACGGCAGAAUGCCUCUCCAAAGCUGUGUGAGAUCCUGCAGGCUCGCCUCAAGAACGGCCAUGCUGCUGCCCUUCACCCCAGCAGACCCUCGCCCCGCGUCCUCCACCUGGAUCCAGAGUUUGUCAACACACCCAGGAGCAAGGCUCAGAGCAGCCCAUCGUUGGAACACACUGUGGAGACCUUCAUUGACAAAGAUGACAAGCGAGGAACUCACAACAGGAAGGUGGCAUUGACACCUGUAAAUGUGCCAAUUGCACCCAGACCACCUCACUCAGAGACUCUGGUGCCGGCUGGAUACCUCAUUCCAAUAUCCCAGCAGGCCCUCCUCAGUUACAAGGAGCUUCAGGUCACCGCCGGAGAAAGUAAAAUCCCCUCGACUCCUGUUAACAUCUACCAGACUCCGACAGCAGGUUCCAGACCCCCUGUUAACCAGGAAGUCACACCCACCAGUCGCCCUUAUCAGACGCCAUCUUCGUCUGCUGCUGCUUCACCUACCGCUCUCCAAGUCAACGGUCCCAGCCCAGCCAUCCUCAACUUCACCAUGCAGAACCUGGACCUGAUUUCAGGCUCCAGCCAGGGUGUUCAGCAGACGCCCGAACGUGCCAACAGUCUGAGCAGCCCCCUGAGUCUGCAGCAGAGAGGGAUGGUCUUCAUCAAACCACUGUCUCCUCUGCAGCUGCAGCAGUCCGGCUCGCCACAGCAAGUGCAUCUGAUCAGUGUUCCUCAGUCCCUCAUGAACUCCCCCAAAGGAAUGGGUCUCCCCCAGCACAGUUACUUCCACACCCCAGUGUCCCUGUCGCCUCUGGCUACCAUGGUGGCCAAGACCAGACAGUCGGCCACCAAAACAGCUUACAUCCCUCAGAGGAAACUAGAUGUCUGCACGGAGGAGUCCUGAGAGCCUUGAAUUGCUUGAGUUUUUAGCUGGUGUGUGACCUGGGUGGGUGAUUUCUCUGUAAUUUAAUUGUUAGUUUUUACAAUUCUCAGCAAUUUGCCCUCAUCCUGGUGAACUUUAUUUUUUGCUUUUGAGUGUGAGACAUUCCCUAAAAUGAAUUGAUUUUAAGGCCAUGUUAUUUGAAGAUGUUAGGUAUUACAGGGCUGGAGUCAAAUCUCUGUUUUUGACUGAAAGACAAAUGAACCGCAACGUUGUUUGUCUCUAAGUGAAACCUGGUGACUUUUGCACAAUGUGUAACCCAAUUGGAAAAAAGAAGCAUAGAAUUUUGUGAUGACUAAUCAAAUGUUUGCAUUAAGUUUAAUUUAUAUUCAAUUUUUUACUCUGCUUAAUAUGGAAAUAAA